Messenger RNA from Betta splendens (Siamese fighting fish), 1062 nucleotides. RefSeq names its product cytochrome c oxidase assembly factor 7. The record is from RefSeq and is a predicted model, not a curated record. The transcript is spliced from 3 exons. NCBI's taxonomy places the organism in Eukaryota, Metazoa, Chordata, Actinopteri, Anabantiformes, Osphronemidae. The coding region runs from base 253 to 945 and encodes 230 amino acids. Gene Ontology annotation, molecular function: protein binding. Gene Ontology annotation, cellular component: mitochondrial intermembrane space.
GCCCGGAAGCAGGAAGACGCACAUGGACACACGGUCGGGGACGCAGUCUUCUGUCUUUAAAGAAAAGUGACUUGUGACUUGCCGUGUCCUAUUAAUACCGUCAUGCUUUCAGUUGAUAAUCUAUAUUGAAGAUUAACAUUCAAGUUUACGCGUUUGUAGCGGUGUUCACCUACUCAUUCUCCAAGGUCACUGGUGUAGGAGCUAAUCCUCCAACACAUGCGGUUGUUGUAACGUUGUAACGAAAGCUGGAAUAUGGCCGGGCUUAUAAACUUUGAAGAUGAGAACGAAGUCAAGCAGUAUUUGGACAAUUUGGGAGUGGAGUACAGCUUCCAGUGCCACAGUGAGAAAGAUCCGGAAGGGUGUCAAAGACUUGCAGACUACUUUGAAGCAGUGAAGAAAAACUAUGAAUCUGCAGCACAAGUGCUCAAACAUAACUGUAAAACAAAUGGAUAUGGAGAGAGCUGCUAUAAACUGGGCGCUUACCACAUCACGGGAAAAGGUGCAGUGCCCAAGUGUCUGAAGAGUGCCUACACCUGCUUCAUGCACUCCUGCAAAGUUGGAGGAAAGAGGUCUGUGGACGCUUGCCACAACGUUGGCCUGUUAGUCCAGGACGGACGAGCUAUAGAAGGAGAACCCGACAUUGCUGCGGCUCGACAGUACUAUGAGAAGGCGUGCGCAGGUGGCUUCGCUCCCUCGUGCUUCAACCUCAGUACUUUGUUCAUUAAGGGCAACUCCGCAGGGCUGGCACCGGACAUGACCCAAGCGUUAAAGUACGCUAACAGAGCUUGUGACUUGGGCCACGUGUGGGGCUGUGCCAACGCCAGUCGCAUGUACAAACUUGGGGAUGGUACGGAGAAGGAUGAGAAGAAAGCGGAGGAGCUGAAGAAUCGAGCGAAGGAGCUUCAUAAUUUUGAAAAUGAUCGACAGCUGAAAUUUGGGGAGUGAACGUGAUACACUUUAUUAUAUUUUUGUUUUAGUUUAUCUGCCUGUGGAGGUUAGUGAAGUUAGUCCUAAGAAUGUGUAAAUUAUGGAAAAUGUUAAAUAAAAUGAGAAUAAACUCUG